AUGUCGCACCUCUUUUCGCAGCCCAGCAACCCGUACCUCGUCAAGGGCGUCGUCGACCUCUCGCAGAAGUCGUUCUGGAUUGCCACCGCCUCGAUCUGCUUCAACCCGCUCUACUGGAACAUUGUCGCCCAGAACGAGUACCACAACAAGACCAUCACCAAGAUUCUCGGAGGCCGCCGAUACCUCGGCUGCUACCUGCUCGCCGUCAGCAUCUUUUCGCUCGGCAUCAUCCGCGACCACCUCUACAAUGUCGCCCUCAAGGACCAGCCCACCCACCCGCUGCUGCUCCACCCCGCCGUCAAGCCCCUCGCCGCCGGCCUCUUCCUCUCGGGCAACGUCUUUGUCCUCAGCUCCAUGUGGGCCCUCGGCGUGACGGGCACCUACCUCGGAGACUACUUUGGCAUCCUCAUGGACCACAUGGUCACCGGCUUCCCCUUCAACACCAUGAGCAACCCCAUGUACUGGGGCUCCUCGAUGAGCUUUGUCGCCGUCGCCCUCUGGUUCGGCAAGCCCGCCGGCCUCAUCCUCAGCGUCCUCGUCGUCGUCGUCUACUCGAUCGCGCUGCGCUACGAGGAGCCGUUCACCAACAACAUUUACGCGCUGGCUGCCAAGCAGAAGAAGGCGGCCAAGGAGCGCGACGAGGCGCAGAGCGUCGACGGCCCCGCCGCCGGCACCCGCUCCCACUCGGCCACGCCGCGCAAGAGCCGCUGA
This is a messenger RNA of Pseudozyma flocculosa PF-1, 711 nucleotides long. RefSeq lists its product as uncharacterized. Gene Ontology annotation, molecular function: S-adenosylmethionine-dependent methyltransferase activity. The record is from RefSeq and is a predicted model, not a curated record. The transcript is spliced from 4 exons. Gene Ontology annotation, biological process: phosphatidylcholine biosynthetic process. The coding region runs from base 1 to 711 and encodes 236 amino acids. NCBI's taxonomy places the organism in Eukaryota, Fungi, Basidiomycota, Ustilaginomycetes, Ustilaginales, Ustilaginaceae.